GCAGCGGCUCCCCAGCAACCUCGGGCUCCCCCCCAACCCCAGCAGGCCCGGCCCUUGCGAACAACCGCGGCGCCGCCCCCUGCGCCUGCGCUCGAGGCUCAGCGCCGGGGCCGCUGCUGCGUCGUGCCCGGAGCCUCCGGCCCGGCCCGGCCGCAGACAUGGGAAAAUCUCUUUCUCAUCUACCGAUGCAUACGUGUAAGGAGGAUGGCUACGAUGGAGGUACAGUGUCAGAUAAUAUGAGGAACGGGUUAGUUCACUCUGAGCUGCACAAUGAGGAUGGCAGGUGUGGGGACGUAUCGCAGUUUCCGUACGUGGAAUUCACAGGAAGGGACAGUGUCACUUGUCCUACCUGCCAGGGAACAGGAAGGAUUCCACGAGGGCAGGAAAACCAGCUGGUAGCAUUAAUUCCAUACAGUGAUCAGAGACUGAGGCCAAGAAGAACAAAACUUUAUGUGACUGCUUCUGUUAUUGUAUGUCUACUUCUUUCUGGGCUGGCUGUGUUCUUCUUGUUUCCUCGCUCAAUUGAUGUUGAAUACAUUGGUGUGAAGUCAGUGUACGUCACUUAUGAAGAGGGUAGACGCAUAAUAUAUUUAAAUAUUACGAACACACUAAAUAUAACAAACAACAACUAUUACUCUGUUGAAGUAGCAAACAUUACAGCCCAAGUUCAGUUUUCAAAAACAGUUAUUGGCAAAGCACGGCUAAACAACAUCACCAACAUUGGUCCUCUGGAUAUGAAGCAGAUUGACUAUAUGGUGCCCACAGUCAUACAGGAUGAAAUGAGCUACAUGUUUGACUUCUGUACUUUAGCAUCUAUCAAAGUUCAUAACAUAGUAGUGAUGAUGCAAGUGACAGUGACAACCUCUUACUUCGGCCACUCUGAGCAAAUAUCCCAAGAGAGAUACCAGUAUGUGGACUGUGGAGGAAACACAACCUACCAGCUGGGCCAGUCAGAAUAUUUAAAUGUACUUCAGCCUCCGCAGUAAAAGCACCUGUUAGUUAGUGUGGAAUGACUGCUCUUGAAGCUUGCAGAGAUUCCUUUAAAUAGGACUGGUUCUAAGUAAGGGUGAGAGUAUGUGCAUGUAACGCAUAGCAAACCUGGUGGCCUGUUCACUUGAAAUGCAAGGAGGAAAAAGGUGCAAAAUGUAUAUAGAUGCACUUGUUAAAUGUUGUGUUUUCCCCUUCUGUUUGCUUUCUGUUACUGUAAACACUUCUGUCAAGUUGUGUGGUUGGAGAGGGAGGGGAAAUUACAGAUUCUUGAACUGAGUUGGGACCUUUCCUUACAGUGUGGUACAUCAACUUGGAGUAAUUGUGUGUAUUUCUGUCUGUUUAGGUGAAAUGUGUCACUAAUGAGCAUUUUAGAAAAAUUGGUACUCAUAAAUUUUAAGUUUAUACUUUAGUUCUUGAUAUUUGACUCUUGAAAUUUACAGUAUAACUACUUAAGUAACAAGAUUGCUUUGAGGUAUCUGGGUGUGAAACUAGUAUUAGUGGCAGUAGUUCUUUGUUUUGGGAUUCUACUUUUCAUUUGCUAUACUUGAUUAGAGGUGACAUGCAGUCUGUGAAAGCCAGGAAAGCACUCAUGGAUGACGCUAUACUUGAAUGUGCAACUUCUAGAAUCUGGCAUCUUUUCUUUCAUAUUUCCCUCUGCUACCUCUGCAAUGUUAUAAGGAGAAUGUAUGUUGUUAGGUUUAAAGUAAGGUUAAAAAAAAAGUCCCCCAGAAUCACUACUGACAAAGGAAAAAUUCAAAACUGUGGAAAAUGAAGGGGUAAGACUUUGACAGUGUCAUUCCGAUUUGUUCUUUUGAUUAAAUUUUGAGUACAGCUAUACAAAUUAAAAUUGUGUAGUCAGGAUCUAAGUGAGAAGCUGUUUGAAUAUGGGUUUGGGCAGGUUGAUGUAAAUUUACAACAUUUUUAUUGUUUUAAUAUACCAUGUACUAAGCUACUUGUCAGUGUUCAUACGUUGGGGUAUGUGUAUUUUGUGCACAGACUCAGUAAGCAAUGCAGUAGUUACCUGAAUCUCCUGAGUGCUCACAGUUCACAUUGGUUAUAUAAGUGAGGAUAAAGCAACUCUUUCUGUAAGAAUAAAUUAUGAUGUAAUCAUGAGACUGACCUAUAACAAAACUGUUAAAAAAUAGUUUCACUGAGUUAGUUCGCACAAUGAGAAUUUCCAGGGCUUUUACCAAACACAGUGAUUCUAAAUUUGAGGUCCAAAGUUGCUUGACUUUUGAAGGCUGACUAUUUGAAUGGUUAGGGGCAAAAUUUUUAAAACUAACUAGAUCAGGAUUGUUUUAUUUCAGUAUUAAAUAAGAUGCAGCUGUAAGGAAGUACUAUUGAGACCAUUGCAUUGUAAUAAAUUCUAAUUUUUUUAAAUAGGUGUUGCGGUUUUUAUGCUGCCUAUCUCCUGGAAAUAAGCUAAUUAAAAUGAACUAGUAAUAAACACUAUGGAAAAAGGCUGCUGAGUAACUUCUUGUAACUAAUGAUGUUUUAUGCUUCAGUAAUUCAGUAAAGUUAUGUGUCUAUUGUCUUUCAUUGGCAUUCUUCAGGUGGACUUAAUUAGGGGUAGAGGUGCUGGGAAACAUAUCAAUUAAGACUGGUUUAAAAGAAAAUUAGCAACGGUACAGAAAAUAAAAAUCCUCUGAAUGCUUUGAGCACUCAUCCACAAUGUCUUUUAAAAGUGUGUCUGUAUUGGAACCUACGCUGUCAGUUUCUUGUAACUUUUGAUUGAUGAAGAUGUUGGCUUACAAGAACUUUGAUACUGAAAUAAUUGAUGACUUAGUUAUGUUCUGAUUUUUUUCUUGUAUCUGGGCACUUUUAAACAUUCUUUAUUACAGCUUAUGAUCAUAAGGCAAACUAAUUCACAACUGGCUCUCCUAAUCUUCCUAGAGCAUAGAUGAGGUUCUGUCUUGUGUCUGAUAAAACAUGCAGAAGCUGGUCUGGUAGUCUGAAAAGAUAGAGCUGAUAACUCAAGACCAGAAUAGUGGGGAGCUGGCUAGAAGCAGGGAAGUAACAUCUACUAUGUUGUCUGUCAUAGAAAGGUUCAUUUAUUUUUUUUUUGGAACACAGGGAAAAUUCUGUUUUAAACCAUGUGAGAUCUGAAGUCAACCAGUAAGUGAUACGUUUUUUUUUCCUCUAUUCCCAAGUACUUAAGCCUCAAGAUUGUUGUUUGUUGUUUGUUUUGUUUUCAUUUUUAAGUAGAAAGAACGAGAGAAGAGCUCUAGGCAGAUAUUUUUUUGUACUAGUUUAAACCAGUUCAAAGGAUAAUAGAUAAUCUAAAAUAACUGGAAUGGCACAGUGGUAUAGUUAUUUGGUCACACCAGUGAACGCUGCUUGAACAAGCGCGUGCUUAGGGAUUUUACACUUGUAUGUGGUGUUGUGAGACUCCAACUGACAUUUGAAAGACUGGCAGACAUACCGAGCAAAAUGCAUACUUAAGUCUGUGGAUCUUCCAUUGCAUAACAUGCUUGGUGUGGGCUACUUUAAAAUAAAGAAUGAUCAGUGGAAUUAUUCUUUCUGUGUAUGUGGAGGAAAAAUAAAGCUCUUGUUUUUUCUUACAUCUCUUAAUCACCUGGGUUACCUAAUGGAUGUAAACUUUAACACCAUUAAUUUGUGGUGGGCUUACUGAAUAACUAACAGUUCUUACCUAAAAACAGAGGCAAUGUAGUAAAAAUCCUACUGAUGAAUCCUCAAAUUAAGUUAGUUACAGGAGAAUCAAAAGCUUACAGUUCUGUGUGUGUUAGUUUGUGCUUGCAAAACAUGUCAACAUGUUAUUAACCAAACAGAACAACAGUUUGAACUUGACUACUAAUUUUAAUAUAACAUCUCUUCAGAUAAGCUGAUGUGGCAUCUGAGUAUUCAAAUUAGACUUGAUUUCUGUGGCUAAGCUUGGAAAUACUAUGCAAAGAGAGCAAGGGAAGGCAAUUUGAAAUUGCAUAACUUUGUAAACAAACAAUAAGAAGAGUACAUGCAAAUGAGAGACCUAUAAUAAUUUUGUAUUUAUUUAUCUCAAUUGUGUUUUGUUUGCUUGUUUUAUUAAACAAAGGCAAGCCUUUUGGUUCACUGUAGACCAAUGAGUACAAAGUAUAAAUUCUUUCAAGAAGGUCAGCUUGAAGAGCCAUUGUCUUUUCUGGUUUGUUUUCCCUGUGUGUAAGAUGUUUUCUGAUGGAUUUUUUUUUUCCCUGAAGUGAUGAAUAUUUCAUUUGUAAAUUCCUCUUAAUCUUAAAAUACUAUCAAAUACAUACAUAGUAGCAUUGCAUUAUUAUAUUUCAAGGAAUUUAUUUCCAGUAUAAUUCCUUUCACUUGAACUCUUCAUAGCAAUUCCUGUAGCAAAUGCUGUUGCACUUCAAAACGGGAGCUCUUAGUUAUCUGUUGAAACAGUGGUACAGGUAUUGUACUGCCAUGGCACAAUCAAAAAACAAAAUGUAUUCUGUAUACACUAACUGUAAAAUGUCAAAGUUGUAACAAGGUAAAUUAAUAUGAAACAAAUGAGUAAAAAAUGUUAGCUAUUUGGCCACUCUGCCCUGGAGAACGAAGUUAUUUAACAUUUUAAAUAUGACGCUUUAAAAAUGUAUGUAUGAAGCCACCAAAUGAACUCAAAGAUCCAACCAUCGAAUACCAUUUGGAGAGAUUAGAAGGGAAACCUUCCUCCUAAGAGGCAUAAUACCUUGUGCUUAUUCUUGAACUCCUGAUGUAGGAAAGAGCCUGUAGAAGCUCAUUUAUAAUUUGUUUACUUAUCUUGGUAUUUAGGGGCCAAUUGUUUGUUUCUUAAUCUUCUGUGAAGGCAAGCAUAAGAAUGUUUUCCUGUGUGGUAUGGCUUUGAAGUUCUUAAUGCACUUUUGGUUCUUGCAUGACCUUGAUAUUAACAUUGUGGUAUAUUUUGCAGCCUUAUGCUGACAGACUUAAGUACAUACUUUAUUUGACUUUAUUUCAAAUCAUCCCUGAAGUUCUGCAAAUGAGUUGAUUUCUUCAUAGUAGUACAUUGCAAACAAUACUAUGGGCUUUUUAGUGUGUGGUGUGUAAAGCUAACCAUGUAAGCAAUUGGUGUGCUUGGGUUGAACUUUUAGGGUCUUUAGCCAUCUGACUGAAACGUUGUACCCUCGUAAUGGGAAGGAUGGUGCUUGAAGCAUUAUGAGAAGGAUUUCCAAAUUCAGAAAAUAUUAGUGUUAUUUCUUAUUCACCAUUUAAGGUUUCUUUUUUUUUUUUUUUUUUUUGGGGGGGGGGGUGGAACAUGGGGCUUAGUUGUGGUUUUGCUUUUUUCCCCUCCUCUUUCUCCCCAGUAUGUAGUGGGAUAUCUAUCUGUUACCAGGCAGUAUCUUAUAAAAUGGGUGAGUUGUUUUGGAGUCAGGCACCUAUGUGAAUCUGAAUGUCAGUGGGACUGGACAUCUACUUAAGAGAUGACCAAACCUAGCAGUAAUACCUCUGAGAAUUCAAUUUUUCCAUCUCCUCUAAUAAAAUGCCAAAAACAAGCAGUGCUUCCAGGCUUAUUACAUCUGAAAGCGAAGAAUAAAUAUGAGUGCUGCCAAUGCACUUCAAUAAUGGACUACUGCCACCAGCAGAAUGUUUGCUAGUGUUAGCCCUGAUUAUGCCAAAGAUCUGUUAUUUUGGUGACUUUGUAUAGGAGGAGGGGGAAAAAAAAAAAAAGGAAAUAAAAACCCAAGCCAAAACCGAACUAAAACCAUGUUGGAAACAAUCACUUGGAUAUGUCAAAAACAUGUUUUGUCUACUUGAGAAGCCACCUUCCUUUUUGACCUUUAGGUGGAGUUUUUGGUAAUGAAAGGGUAGAUUGCAGUGCUGCCCCUAUAGCUUUUGGCAUGGAUACCUGAUUUUCUGCCUGUGGGUUGACCUUUUGGGCAGGGACUGUUCUCCAGAAGGAAUUUGUCAAGUUAAAGUCCUGCAGCAUAGCGUGAGACUGUCAUAAGGGUCUUGCAACAUGGGUGAGUGUUGUGUUUGGAUACUGAAACUGCUUUUCCUUUGUGUCAGUAGGGAUGUUUAAUGCCAGACAUGCAAGCAGAUUAGGGUGCCUAAAUAUUUUGGGUCUGACCAUGAGUGAUUUAGUCCUUUUUUGUUUUAAGGAAGCAAACAUAACCACUGUUAACAUCCACUGUACAGAGUAUGCAUAUAAUAGCUUGAGAUAUGUAUAGAAAUACUAAUGAGUGAUAACUAUUUUUGUAACUUAAGAAUUGUAAACUGUUGUUCUUGUAACUGUGUAGCAAAUGAUCUAUCAACUUCAGCAUGAUAAAUAAACACUAAGUGACUUGGACACAAGCUAUCUUAAUGCAAGUUAACUGGAACAAUGGAUAUGUUCUCUAGAGGUUCAAAAUCUGGAUUUAACUGCAUUAUGGAUAUUUGGAUAUUCUAGAUGGGAUUGUUUGAGUUGAAGAAUGCUAUUAAAUUUUCUAUUAAAAAAAAAACUUGGGUCACAUAUCUUUUCUUAAACUCACUUGAUAAUAUUUUUCUCUUUUACUUCUACGUCUCCCUAUAACUUUUCCCACAAGUGUUCAUGAACUUUCAAUGGUAUCAUUUGAAUUUUUAUAACUAUUGGCAUUCUGUGGUGUAAGAACUCUGCAAUCUACCUUUUUUGAUAUUAUGUUUUAUUGUGUUAAGUCUGUAAUAAACUGGAGUAUCUUAAAGCAAA
Anas platyrhynchos (mallard) is the source of this 6631-nucleotide messenger RNA. RefSeq names its product transmembrane protein 106B (gene TMEM106B). Gene Ontology annotation, biological process: lysosomal transport; lysosome localization; lysosome organization. The record is from RefSeq and is a predicted model, not a curated record. Gene Ontology annotation, cellular component: lysosomal membrane. NCBI's taxonomy places the organism in Eukaryota, Metazoa, Chordata, Aves, Anseriformes, Anatidae.